This is a messenger RNA of Emiliania huxleyi CCMP1516, 618 nucleotides long. RefSeq lists its product as hypothetical. NCBI's taxonomy places the organism in Eukaryota, Haptophyta, Isochrysidales, Noelaerhabdaceae. The transcript is spliced from 4 exons. The record is from RefSeq and is a predicted model, not a curated record. Bases 25 to 459 code for a protein of 144 amino acids.
CGCUUCCUCAAGCAGGUGGACGAGAUGGCGCCGCCGCAGGUGUGGGAGGGGGUGGUGGAGGAGGAGGUGGAGGAGGAGGCGCCUGCGGCGGAGGGGGGCGGCGCCGGCGAGGGCGGCGGCGCGGGCGGCGGCGCGGAGGCGGCCGAGCGCCGAGCGACCACACGAGACGCCGAGCGCACCAGCAGUCCCAUGCCAUGCACACGUCCCGGCACGGACGACGGGACUCGUGCGAGUCCCCCGCCCGAGAUCGCCGGAGAGCACCCGAGAUCGCCCGAGAUCGCCCGAGAUCGCCCGAGGGCGCUUGACGACCUGGUCGACUCGCCGCACCUGAUCAAGGGGCGCGCGCCCGGCAUGAUCCAGACGGUGAGCACGAUGGAGACGAAGCUGAAGCGGGACGUGCUGAUGCUCAAGCGCGAGCUGAUGGACAUUAGCAAGGGCAAGCCAAAGGACGAGCUCUGAGCCGUAGGGUGGAGGCGGCGCCGGCAGCAGACCCGGGUGCACCGGCGGCGUCCCGUUUGUUCUCGGGACGCGGCGCGCACGCGCCCCUGGCUGCGGGCGGGGGCGGGGGGGGUCGGCCGGAUCGUUUUUGUGUGUUGUAUCAGGUCCCCAACUCCCCAU